This is a messenger RNA of Amborella trichopoda, 2055 nucleotides long. Lineage: Eukaryota; Viridiplantae; Streptophyta; Magnoliopsida; Amborellales; Amborellaceae. The record is from RefSeq and is a predicted model, not a curated record.
GUCAUAACAUGGUAUCUGAGCCUUCUCAUAUGGGCUCAUGGUCUUCUCUAUCUAUGACAAUGGCUCGGUGACAAUCGAUCGGUCUUUAUCACCGAGGUUUUGACCUAACAGAGGAUGAUCUCAUCGAUAAAUUUGCCUUGCCAUUCUUACCCUGCGUUGUACCAAAUUUGCAGUUGCUUCUGAGGCUGCUGCUUCAUAGAGAGUGGUUGUUGUUCGUCUCUUGAGCAGCGGAUCUAAGCUUAACGUAGAGAGGGAGUUGUCAUCCCUAGCUGGUGGUCAUGUACCAAGGAAGCAGCAGUUUGCUUGUUGCAAGCCACGGAGUUGAGUCUCUGUUGUUUGCAAGCAGUUUCCCAAGGGCAUUUACCAACUGUUCCAAACGCCCAAUUUGGUCUCUUGUUUGCUUGUUUGCCCCAAGAGAGCAAUUUGCCUGAUACGAUUUGCCCGAAGAGAGAAAUUUACUUGGUAUGAUUUGCCCCCAGGUAGUAUUUUGCUCUGCAAGCUCCACUGUGAACACUUGCCGUCCAAAAUUUGCAUGCCCAUUGAUACAUGGUUUGCAAGAGAGGGUUUUCUUUAUCUCUCGAUAUAUCUUCUACCAAGUUGUCUUAUUUGGUUUUCGUUGAUAUUCUCUCACUCUCUACUCUCUUUCUCUUUAGGUACUAAAAUCACUAGCACAUUUGACAUCUAGCAGCAAUGGUGUCUUUUUGUUUACAGAUAUGUUGCAAACUCUUACCUCUUUCUUUGUUUCUCUCUCUAGAAGAUUACGUGUUUUGUUGUUGUUUUUUUUCUUUUUACACAUCUAGCACGAGUUUGUGCACGUUUUGUGUGCAGUCGGUGAUUGCAGGUUUGUACACGAGUCUGUGCAAGUUUGAUUGAUUGGCCGCUGCAUUCAUGCACGAGUCUGUGCAAGUUUUUGCGCUAGUUCUUAGUACACGAGCAAGAUUUUGAUUGUUGGUUUUGUGCAUAAGUAAGUUUUAGCUCCUUCAAAUGGCAAACAAUGGAGACAAAGAUGCAAUUGAUACAUCGAACGAGAUUAUCACAGUUUCUUCACCAUUCUAUUAUGCCAUUCAGACAAUCCAAGUAUUAUUUUGGUUACGAACCCUUUAGUUGGUGAUAAUUAUUCUACUUGGAGAUGAGCUAUUUGGAAAGCCUUAAGUGCAAAAAAUAAAUUAUUGAUGGAACGAUCUCUGAACCUAACAUUGGCUCCACCAAGUAUAGACUAUGGCAACAAUGCAAUGAUAUGAUUCAUCUUUGGAUCGUGAAUACACUUUCAAAACCUCUUUCGAACAGUGUGAUUUACAUUAAAGUGACAAGAGGCGUAUCACUAGACCUGGAGCAAAGGCUUUCUCAAAGCCAUGCACCUUGAAAGUUUGAACUCAAAAGAUGCAUAGCUACAUUGCAACAGGAGCAACAUCCACUUGUCGAAUAUUACUCCACACUUAAAACUUAUUGGGAUAGCCUAUACCACUGAACCCAAUAACGUAAAUGAGGAAGACGAGAAGCUAUAUCAAUUUCUAAUGGGGCUUCAUGAGUCCUUUACGGCCAUCUGGAGCCAAAUUCUUGCUAUGGAAUUGUUGCCAACGGUUGGUAAAGCCUACUCAAUUCUUAGUCAAGCAAAGAAGAGACGAUUUUUACAAAUGAUUCCCAACACCCCAGAUGUGGCAACUCUUGCAGUUGGUCACCCCUUGGGUUCACAAGAUACAAGAGGAGUCGAAGUUAAAAUCAAAGAAAAAUGUGAACAUUGUGGAGCGAUCGGCCACAAUAAGGCACAUUAUUUUGAACUCAUCGAAUACCCACCCAAUUGGAACAGGCAGAAACAAUUCAUGCAGAGGCAAGGAGCGAACACUUAUGCUAGGUCACGACCCGCACAAGUCCAUGGAAAUGCAUCUAGCGCGGUGCUUAGUGUUGCCGCAACAACUUGUUCUCGUUUCCAAGGACUUACCGCUGCACAAUAUAAACAACUGUUAAGCCUACCUUCAGUUGAUUCUUCUUCCACCUCUACCAACCUCGCAGGAUAACUAUGGAUUCAUUUUGAGUGCUAGUCAAGAUCAACCUUGG